AUGGGGUGUGCUUUGGCAAAUGGUCCACAUCCACAUCUGUUUCUGCAAGUAUUCAUCAUUUGUUCCAUUACUUUCUUUUGCUUUGGAUUUGCAGCUUCAGCUUCAGCUAAGCUCCAUGUUCAAGAAGUCAAGGUACUAAGAGAGAUAGUGAAGAAGAUGGGGAAGAAGGACUGGGAUUUUAGCAAGGAUCCAUGUAGUGGAGAAGGGAAUUGGAGUAUUGUGGAUGAGAGGAAAGGGUUUGAGAACAGUGUCACUUGUGACUGCUCUUUCAACAACAAUUCCUCUUGCCACCUAGUAAGCAUAGCUUUAAAGUCUCAGAAUCUGUCGGGAAUCAUUCGACCGGAGUUUUCCAAGCUUCGCUACCUCAAACAACUGGACCUUAGCCGCAAUCUCUUCACCGGUGUUGUACCUCCCCAAUGGGGUACCUUGCAAUUAGAGGAGCUGUAA
This is a messenger RNA of Dovyalis caffra, 447 nucleotides long. The record is from the annotation of a GenBank genome assembly. NCBI's taxonomy places the organism in Eukaryota, Viridiplantae, Streptophyta, Magnoliopsida, Malpighiales, Salicaceae.